Messenger RNA from Plasmodium inui San Antonio 1, 597 nucleotides. RefSeq lists its product as hypothetical. The record is from RefSeq and is a predicted model, not a curated record. NCBI's taxonomy places the organism in Eukaryota, Apicomplexa, Aconoidasida, Haemosporida, Plasmodiidae. The transcript has 2 exons. Bases 1 to 597 code for a protein of 198 amino acids.
AUGUUCCCCGUGUUGUUAACUAAUUUUUUUUUAUUUGCCACUUUAAUAUGUUCGUCUGAGAAUUACCAUAAAAAUGAUAGUCAUCGCGAAAACAAAUCAUGCAAAGGACACACGAAUCUGGAAGAAGCAGAGGAUGUACCCAGCAGUAUAUCAGUGAUAAAAAGGGAGGAUACAUUCUUGUUACCGGAAGAAACUGACCUGGAAGAUUACUGGGAAUAUAUAGAACCCGAGGAGCCCUCACAGAGGAUAAGUAUAUUGAAUAAAAUAAAAAAAUUCUUCCAAAAAUUAAUAAACAUUGACAAAUUUUGGGAACUGUUAAAAGGAAUAGAUUUAUAUUUUGUCCGAAAUGUGCUGAAACCAAUGGGAUACUUAUCCGAAAGGACCAAAUGGUGGAAAGUUAGUACUAAGAAAAUUUCUUCAUGGGAAAGGCUUGUAAAAAUAUCAAAAAUGUUAUUUCCUAUCGUUUUUCCUUUUUUAUGUUCAAUUAUAUGUUUUGUGAUGCAGUCGUAUUUCUCUGGUACGGUGUUGUUUUAUGUGGCGCUACUUUUCCCGUCAUAUAUUUUGUUAAGGAUAUUCAAAAAUUAUGAGAACCUGUAG